This is a messenger RNA of Capsicum annuum, 1446 nucleotides long. RefSeq lists its product as uncharacterized. The transcript has a single exon. NCBI's taxonomy places the organism in Eukaryota, Viridiplantae, Streptophyta, Magnoliopsida, Solanales, Solanaceae. The record is from RefSeq and is a predicted model, not a curated record. Bases 496 to 969 code for a protein of 157 amino acids.
UUGGUUGUUAUGGUAAACAGACUGAUAUCCACUCCUAUUAUCACAUUUGAUUAAUACUCCUCUCAAUGUCCAAGACCAAAAGAGAUAGGAUUAAGGUCAUUUUGAUGGGCUAACCUAGUUAUUUAGAGAUUAUUAUUUUGCGAUAAUUAAUUUCAAAAUUAACUAUUCCUGCCAUAUGAGAUAACAUCGAUGGUGAUGCAAUUAUUAAGAUUCUUUCAAUUGCAUGAAUUUUUACCUUUUUAAUUAUUUUUAUCUCCCCAUAUUUCCUUCACGUAAAAAAUAAAGUUUUCAAACAAAAACUUUGAGUUAAUCAAAUUUCAAUAAAAAUAUGGGAAAACAUAAAAGGAACCUCAAGGGUCAUAUCUAUCUACUCAAAGGCCCCCAAAAACUUCCAUUACAUCAUUUCCCACCAAACUUGUACUAUUACAAACACUAGCACUUUUCCUUCUUCUCAAAUUCAUACUCUAAUAAUAACUUACUGUUAAUCAAAUUCCAAUGGCCGAUUCUGAGUUUCCUCACUCAUCAUACUCAGUAACAGCAACCAUCGAGACUCCCGAUACGCUAUUCCACAAACGACGUCGUUGUUUCUGCUUCCCUUCUACAAACCAAUUAACAAGAACCAUUAAGUUUGACUACUGGUGGCACAGGCUCCGUAGCACAGCAGUCAACGAAGGAUCUGUGUGGUCUAAAGGAAUCAACGCCUUGAAGAAGCUUCGAGAAUGGUCGGAGAUCGUCGCCGGACCUAGAUGGAAGACUUUUAUCCGGCGAUUCAAUCGGAAUAAAAGCGGUAGUAGCAGAAGCGCGAAAUUCCAAUAUGAUCCUUUGAGUUACUCGCUGAACUUCGAUGAAGGGAGAGGCAAUAACGGAGAAGAGGAGGAGGAAUUGGUACUCAGAAAUUUCUCGACGAGAUACGCAUCGAUUCCGGCGUCCGGUAAAGUGAACAUGGACGAGGGGCCCGGUUUCGUUUGACUGAUAUUUGCCGGUACGCGAAUUAAAUUAUCAUUGGAGACGGAAUGAGAUAAAGUACAUUAAGUUUACGACAAAAUUUAUACUGCAUUAGAUUGACGAUAUAUUACAAUAUCAUCUAUCAAAAUGUAGUAUAAAUUUAAUUCUGAAAUAUUUCAUGUGUAUCCAACGAGUGAUUAGAAGUGGUGGGGACUAGAAAAACAGACAGGUCAUCUCAUAAAAGAUAAAGAAGGUGCGUGCAAGUUUUCUACUUUUUUGUUGGUAUAAAAAAUUAUUUGGGAUUGGUGUGGUCUUUUUCUUUGUUUAAUAUUUUACUGUGUGCUGUAUAUAUUGUUUUUGUCUUUAUGGACUGUACAUAGGAUUUCCAUUUUUUUUUUUCGUGAUGGAUGUAAGUUUCUUUAGAAGUUGGUGUGAUGAUGGUCGAUACUUGGUGGUGUUUGAAUUUGAAGAAUAAUAUUGAGGAUUAAUUGUGUGUUUAAA